Molecule: messenger RNA, 4350 nt
Organism: Haliotis rufescens (red abalone)
Lineage: Eukaryota; Metazoa; Mollusca; Gastropoda; Lepetellida; Haliotidae
Product: ribosomal protein S6 kinase delta-1-like
Exons: 14
Coding region: 144-3857 (1237 amino acids)
Biological process (GO): protein phosphorylation
Molecular function (GO): protein kinase activity; ATP binding; phosphatidylinositol binding
Source: RefSeq, a predicted model, not a curated record
CCAUUUCCUGUUUGGGUUGUACUUCCGGCGUAACCUAACGAAAAUGACACCUGGAUUAAAAUAUGGUGUAAAAUGAAAACGGAAAAGAAAAUGGACAAGUCCUUCCGUGUAUCUUUUACAUUUAGAUGUAGUAACUAAGCACCAUGGCUACAACCAAAGUUGAUUACAUCUGGUUCUUCGAGGUGUCGGAUCCCCAGUUACACCCUAAAGGGUUUACUAUUUACAAAGUGACGUGCAAAGUGUUCCCGAUAAGCUGCCCUGAAUGUUUAAAAGAGACAAUCAUCUGGAAACGCUACAAUGACUUCAAGCAGCUGCACAAAGCCAUGUUUAAUCUUCACAGGGCACUUCACAGAAGGGAGGAGUUCCCACCGUUUGCUAAACCCAAACUGUUUGGUCGUUUUGAUGACACUGUAAUCGAAGAAAGAAGACAGAGUGGCCUUGACCUCUUAAACUUCAUCAGCAAACAACCACAUCUGUUCAAGUCUCACAUUUUUGAGAAAUUCUGGCAGGGUGGGAAGACAUCCCAAGGCUCUGGUGGACCACCCGCCCUGCGGCCGACGAAGCUGGACAUCCUCUCCAGUGAUGACACGGACAGCAACCCACCUCCCGACGUCGUCCCCGUGAUGGCACACGACCAUGACUCGAAGUGCCCCAGCGACCCUGCUUCCACCUCAGAAGAAGCUGAAGCGGGCUCGGACCAGUCGGUCACAGUGACAGUCAAUGGCAGGAGAGAGGAGGGUCGAGUGUUGGCCGGCACCUGGAACUUCCCACAGCCCCCGGACACAAUCAGCCUGGACUCCUGUGCCUCAUUUGGCGAGGCGGGGGACACAGACCUCGACUCCCCCCUUGGCACCUCCCUCCCUGACACAGACAUCAGCAUGUUUGACCCCCUGGCUCCGGAGCUGGUGGCGGAGGUGGAGGGGGGCAUGACUCGCAGCAACAGCUGGCUGGUCAAGGCCCUCCAUACAUGUGCCCAGCUGGGGGAGGAGGACAAGGAAGAGGGGGUGGGGACAGAGGGUGGGAAGGAGGAGGAAGAGACAGCAAUUCCAUCCACGGCAGAUGUGGAGGAGUCACAAGAUUUAUGUCAGGGAGAGGAAUAUGUCACUUUUGAAAUUGGAGAAUUUGAUCCUCUGCGGAGUCGAGGUGAGUCAAAGGUGGAAUGUGGAAAGGGAGAUAUCGACCUGUCUCUUCCCUCAUUCAGAACAGGAAGUGUCAGCUCAACAACCAGCUCACAGUAUUCCUCAUCAAUCAGGACAGCAUCGGCGUCAGCAUCAGUGUCAGCAUCAGCACCAACAUCAGCGUCAGCAAGUCCAAUACACAGAUCUGGCUCCGUAGCCUCAAGUCCCACAAAAUCUGGCUCAGUGUCUGCAAGUCCGGCGCACAAGACGACAUCAGAGUCUGUGAGUCCUGCCAGGAAAUCUGAAUCAUUAUCGGCAAGUCCUGCACAUCGGAUCCGAAGUAACACCCCAAGCCCCGCCCGGAAGAGCCGUGCCGGGACGCAUUCCAGCGUGUCAAGCAUGGAUUUAGGAGAUAAGGACGACUACAUCUACCUGGCUGCACAGCAGAUCUGCCUGGCCCAAGAGCAUGAAGCCAACGCCAACUAUGAAAUGUCCUUUGCUUGUUACAAGACUGGAGUUGGAAUGUUGCUGCAGGGCGUGCAGGGGGACAGCAACAAGAGUCGGCGUGACGCGGUGCGGAGGAAGACGGCCCAGUACCUGAUGAAGGCGGAAGAUUUGUACAAUCUCCACAUGGCACAGGACACGGCAGACGAGAGGCGGUGGGCAGCAACUGACAUCACCCUGUCACCCUCACUUGACCUUGACCCAUCGCUGGCCUUCAUCCAAGGGUCGAUGUCUGAGUUGCGGAGCUACAAGGUGCUGGGUACAGUGGACCGUGUUGUGCUGGUGAUGGACCGCUCCUCGGACGAGACCGUAGUCAUUAAGACAAUUCACAAAGCAGCGGUCCCCCCGACAACCCGUUUGCCUUCCAUCCUGCCGACCAGUUGCCCAUAUAUGGUCAGCCUGUACAAGUUCUAUGAGACCCACAAUGCCAUCUAUCUGUUGUUGCAAUACGCCAGCGGCGGCAAACUAUGGACGCACAUCAGCAGCUUCCUCCAGAGUCAGGACACCAUCACAGGGGGAGACAACUCUCCCGUCGGACUCUACCCACACAAUAGCAGCAACGUGUACUCGGGACAGAAGGUGCACAACACUGAGGAUGCUGACACACCCCCACCUACUGCCACGCCCUCUGACACGCCCUCUGACACGCCCAACAACAAGGACAGCAAGGACAGCAAGAAGCCAACCCAGAUUGCAAUAGGUCCCAGUACCAGUGCUGGACGGGUUGUUCAUUUCUCCAACCAGGUGAUGUCCCCCAAUGAAGUUGAUCCAGACCCCCCGGGUCCUGAUGCAUCUGAUCCUGAAGCUCCGGCUAGUGCCUCCGCCUUGAAACCUGACUACCUAAGACUAUCUAGUCUGUCGUCGGACGAGGGUAGGUCAGUCAGCGAUGCUGUAGUAGGUGCAGAUGGUGUUGGUGCCGCAAACUCAAGUAAGAUCAGUCUGGGUGACAGCCAUGACUUCCAGGAGAUGCUGGAUCAGACCAGACCAACUCUGGAGCAGUUCUCUAUCAACAGCUUUGACAGUGACGCCAUGUCCCGCCUUGAUAGCAACAUGUCAGACCACAUAGAGAGCAUUCCAGAAGAGGCAGGGGAGACAACUGCGACGUCUCAGUCUGACCACCAGGGUGAGCCACAUGUUGAUACAAGCAACAGCACAGCGGAUGAUGUGUUUGGGAGUGACGACACGUCGCGGAGUGACAGGCUGGACUCACAGCAGGAUAGCUCUCCCAGCUUAACAGAAGGAGACCUAAGUCUCGAUGCACAGAGAAUUGUUCAGAGUUCAAAGGAACUGAUCAAACUAGUUGACCGUGUGCUGUCCGAGUCAGGGAGUUUGGACGGUUCUGUGAUAGAGUCAGCUGACCACGUAACUGCUAAAGGGGAUAGCACGUCCUCCAACUCCCACGACUCGACCGAACCCAGUAUCUAUGACUGCCAACAUUCCAAUGACAGUGAUGUGAGUGAAUCAGGUGUUGUGGGUGGCAAGGGGUCCUCUGUACCCACUCCUGAUGUAGCAGGUACUGCCAAGACAACCCCAGCCCCUAUCCCGACCCCCACGUCACCACUACCCACAUCCACCCCUAAAAGGAAGGUCAGCUUGAAGCGCAUGGCCUCCAAAGAUCUCACCCAAUCAGCCUCUUUUGAAUGUGAUCUCAAAUCACCAACAAAGAACCGAGCCCGGGCCAUGACAGAUUUAUUUGAUGAGCUGGACUCCAGAAAUCCCGAGAUUUUCAAGCUGCCUGAGUCCUGCAUCAAAACUUGGGCUGCGGAAAUAGUCUGUGCCAUCUCGCGACUCCAUGCCUUGGGUGUCAUCUGCAGAGAUCUGCGACCUGACAACGUUCUCCUGGGUGACCAGGGCCACAUCCUGCUGUCCUACUUCAGUCAGAUGAGUCAGAUCGACAAGCAGGUCGACCCGGAGGCAGUCGACCACCUGUAUGUCGCACCAGAGGUGUGCUCCAUCACAGGCUACUCCGAAGUGUGUGACUGGUGGAGCCUUGGUGCGCUGCUCUAUGAACUCCUCACUGGGAAGACUUUGAGCAGCUACCACCCAGGGGGAAUCAACUCACACACACAACUACACAUCCCCAGCCACGUGUCUCCAGAGGGACAGGCCCUUCUCAAGGAGCUACUGUGUUUCGACCCCCGGGAGCGGCUGGGCUCAGGGCUGGAUGGGGCGGAGGCGCUGAAGGCACACCCUUUCUUCUCCUGCAUCAACUGGAACACCAUAGAAAAUGGCUGAACCUCACCCACAGGAAUAUAUGCUGAUUUAAUGAAUUACAAAUCGAGAUGUUAUUCGUGUUGAUUCACAUGUAAAUUUCACUCUGAAUGUUUAUCGGCACUGGAUCUGAUUGUGAAAGUGAAUGAAUCGUUGAUGGCUGUCUUCUAUCUAUGGUACAACUGUGAUAGUGAAUGAAUCGUUGAGGGCUGUGAUGUUCUUGAUGUGAUGUCCCGGCGUUGGUCAGGCCAUGGAACCAUGCUGAGGACAGCAGGGGGAGGACAUCUUGCGAUACAAGCAACACGUCUCAACACCAGGUACUUCGGAAAAGGACACCCUCUGUGAUGAUGCGGAGGAUGAGCUGCUGAGGGGUUUACACCCGAUGUGGGUGUAUGGACCCGUGAAGAUCCGGUUAGGGGAUAGGUCUUCAGCUACCCACGCUUGCCGUAAAAGGCGACUAUGCUUGUCGUAAGAGGUGACUAACUGGAUCGGGUGGUCAGGCUUGCUGACUUGGUUG